UUCGAUUUCUCUGCAGCUCGAAGCUCUCAGUGACCUCAAGACCAAAAUGGUGGUUCGACUCUGUGGUUCUGUCUGCUGAACUGAAUACUGAUAUGUCCAUAAACAAUGGAGGAGGAAGUGAAUUAUGUGACUGUCACUUUCAAGACUAAUCAUAUCUCUACACUCGAGAAACCAAACAAUAUGGAAAUCAUCUAUGAUGAGGUGAAAACACAGGGAAAGGAAUGGGAUGCACAUUCUGUUAUAAAAGAGAGUCAACAAAAAGCUACACUUUCCACCUUGCUUACUUUAGUUGUAGUGGUUUUGGGAAUUACUUGUUUCAUCCUGGUGUUGGCCAUUGUCGUCAUCAGCUUCCACUUCACUUCUGAACUGAGAAGACAGAACUUCACCUUAACUGAGGAGAAUCUGCAGCUCUGGUCAGAAAAGGCUGCCUUAGAGAGAAUAAAAGAAGACCUGAUCCGAGAAAGAAACCAACUCAACUGGACUGUUGAAGUCAUCCUGGACUACGAGGAAUUCCCUGUGAAAAAACACUGCCCACAGAAAGUGUGCAAACCUUGCCUGGACGACUGGCUGCUGUUCCAGUCGAACUGUUAUCUGUUUGCUAAAUAUGGCUAUUCUAAUAAGUGGAGGACCUGGGAAGGAAGCCGAAAUGACUGCAGGGAAAAACAUGCAGACCUGGUGGUGAUUAAUAGCCAGAAGGAACAGGAAUUCAUCAACAACCACACAGAAGAAUACAAUGAUGAAAAGCACGGAUACUGGAUCGGUUUGAAGAAAAAUACAAGGGAUCCCUGGAUCUGGGUCGAUGGCAGCAAUUUUACUCAGACAUACUGGAGCACGCAGGAACCCGGCUACCAAACGUCAUGUGCUUUAAGUAACCCUCGUAAGGAUCCUCUGGCCAACUGGGACAAAGCCAGCUGCACCAUGAAAAACUGCUGGAUCUGUGAGAAAAAAGCCUUAAUCCGACCAGAAUGAGCCGCUGGGUCUCAAUAUGUUAUUUAGUAUUUGAGGAUUAGUCAUUUAUUUAUGCUGUUUUUUUCUCUCUCAAACCAGAUUUUCAAAAAGAAAAACUUACUUUUUAUGAAAUGUUUUACUGUCUGCUUUAUUAAUUCUUAUUGUAUUAAAUUUAAAAUAAAGAUGUGUAUAUGAUGUA
Messenger RNA from Melanotaenia boesemani (Boeseman's rainbowfish), 1147 nucleotides. RefSeq names its product CD209 antigen-like protein C. The coding region runs from base 106 to 969 and encodes 287 amino acids. Lineage: Eukaryota; Metazoa; Chordata; Actinopteri; Atheriniformes; Melanotaeniidae. The transcript has 7 exons. The record is from RefSeq and is a predicted model, not a curated record.